AAAAAUUUAUAGGAUAGGCAAAAGCUAGCUAACAAGCACAAGAAUACAUAAAGGUGAAGGCUGUUUGUGUACAGGCUAAUUAAGUUUUUGUUGUUUUAUAUUGUAUACCAUUGAACUUGCAAAUUCCUUGACUUCCAAGGCUGCCUUUUGUCUUCACCACAAGACUCCUUCCCUUCUGCUUCAAAGUUUCCGAAAUACUAAUUUGUUGCCUUCUUCCUCGCUUUGAUCAAACCUUUUGUUUUCAUCUCAUCGCCAACUCACACAGAGAGUCACACUCAUAAUAAUCCAUUAUAUAUACAUCCUAUAUACAUCAGUUAUGGUUUCUGAUUUCUUUUCGAGUAAAAUGCCCUGGAACUGCUUUUGUUGCGUCUCUCAGGAAGAGGAUCAGCCAGAGACCCCCAGGGUGACCAAGAAUAGAGAUUACCCUUGGGAUAUAUACCCUCUCAAAGAGCUUCUUCAUGCAACAAACAACUUCCACCAUGAAAACAAGAUCGGUGAGGGAGGUUUUGGAAGUGUUUAUUGGGGUCGAACAAGCAAAGGCGUGGAGAUAGCAGUGAAACGACUAAAGACCAUGAGCGCAAAGGCUGAGAUGGAGUUUGCGGUGGAAGUUGAGAUACUAGGGAGGGUGAGACAUAGAAAUUUGUUAGGGCUGCGUGGAUUCUACGCCGGAGGUGAUGAAAGACUAAUAGUGUAUGAUUUCAUGCCUAAUCAUAGCCUGAUCACCCAUUUACAUGGCCAACUUGCAAAUGAUUGUCUUCUUGAUUGGCCAAGAAGAAUGAGCAUCAUCAUUGGAGCGGCUGAUGGCUUAUCGUACCUGCACCAUGAGGCCAAUCCUCAUAUAAUACACAGAGACAUAAAGGCAAGCAAUGUGCUUCUAGACAUUGAUUUUCAAGCAAAAGUUGCUGAUUUUGGAUUUGCAAAGCUGAUUCCGGAGGGUGUGAGUCAUCUGACUACUAGAGUGAAAGGAACUCUUGGAUAUUUAGCUCCUGAAUAUGCUAUGUGGGGAAAAGUUUCAGAAAGUUGUGAUGUUUAUAGCUUUGGUAUCUUGCUUUUAGAAAUAAUUAGCGGAAGAAAGCCAAUAGAGAAACUCCCUGGCGGAGUGAAACGUGACAUUGUGCAAUGGGCAACCCCUUAUGUCCAAAAGGGUGCAUACAAUCACAUUGCAGAUCCAAAGUUGAAGGGCAAGUUCGACCGCGAACAAGUGAAGUCCACUAUCAUGAUUGCGAUGAAAUGUACCGAUAACAGCCCCGAGAAUCGACCCACAAUGAAAGAAGUAGUGGAUUGGCUUAAGGGGGGAAUAGGAACAAGGAAGAAAGAUUUAACAGAUGUGGGAGGCAUCGAGGAUGAUGAAAAUGAAGAAAACGACGGAAAUGAUACCGAUUUUGAAGGGUACGAGAUGGAGGUUUCUGAUACCAAAAAGAAUAUAACAAAGGCUAAAUCACAAAGGAGAUGAUGAAUCCAAAUCUCAAUCUUUUAUUUUGGGAGACAGAUCAAAUGUAUCUCUUUGGCCUUUGUAUUUUGUUUGUGAAUUGAAAUGUUGUAUCAUCCUGACCUUAAUUAUAAUUAGUUAUCUGUGAGUCAUCAUCAGUCAUGUACGUACGUAACUUGAGAAAUUAGUAAACAUGACUUGGUCUUUC
This is a messenger RNA of Rosa chinensis, 1637 nucleotides long. RefSeq names its product PTI1-like tyrosine-protein kinase At3g15890. The transcript has 4 exons. The coding region runs from base 317 to 1453 and encodes 378 amino acids. Gene Ontology annotation, molecular function: ATP binding; protein kinase activity. Gene Ontology annotation, biological process: protein phosphorylation. The record is from RefSeq and is a predicted model, not a curated record. Lineage: Eukaryota; Viridiplantae; Streptophyta; Magnoliopsida; Rosales; Rosaceae.